Messenger RNA from Priapulus caudatus, 1236 nucleotides. RefSeq names its product jmjC domain-containing protein 7-like. The transcript has 8 exons. Bases 22 to 978 code for a protein of 318 amino acids. Gene Ontology annotation, molecular function: 2-oxoglutarate-dependent dioxygenase activity. NCBI's taxonomy places the organism in Eukaryota, Metazoa, Priapulida, Priapulimorpha, Priapulimorphida, Priapulidae. The record is from RefSeq and is a predicted model, not a curated record.
UUUGCUGCCAUACUAAAUUAAAUGGAUCGUCUAGAUCAAAAUGUACCUAUAAAACUUCCAUUAUAUGAACUUGCUCAAAAUACCAGAGAGCUUUAUUUGCCAACUGAUGUCCAAACACUGGAUAAGCCACCUUCACCUCUUGUAUUCCUCAGAGAUUGGGUGAACAGAAAUGUCCCCUUUAAGGUGCAUGAUGCUUGUAAACAUUGGCCAGCAUUCAGUAAAUGGAAUCCUGAUUAUUUUAGGUCAAUGUUCAGCGACAAGGAGUUGUCUGUCGCUGUGACACCAAAUGGAUAUGCAGAUGCUGUUUUAGGAAAUAACUUUGUCAUGCCAGAAGAAAGGAAAAUGGCGUUUUCCCAUUUUCUCGACAUUAUUGACAAGAAGGUAGAGGCAAAUGGUGUCUUUUACAUCCAAAAGCAGAACUCGAAUUUGACUGAGGAGUUUCCGGAGCUACUUGGUGAUGUGGAUGCUGAUAUAGGAUGGGCCACUGAAGCCUUUGGUAAACGACCAGAUGCUGUUAACUUUUGGAUGGGCGAGGAACAAGCCAUCAGCUCUCUGCACAAGGAUCCAUAUGAGAAUUUGUAUUAUGUCAUAUCCGGAAGUAAGACAUUUACUCUCAUUCCACCAACAGAUCGGCCAUUUAUUCCAUACAAGAAUUAUCAGCCAGCUGAGUAUCAUGAAGAUUCUGCUACUGGCAAGUGGGAGGUAGUGACUAAACAUGGACUCGACCAGGUUCCUUGGAUUCCUGUUGACCCUCUGAACCCGGAUGUGGAGCGGUUCCCGCAGUAUGCAGACGCUAACGUUGUCACGGUAACCGUUAAUGCAGGGGAGAUGCUCUACCUUCCAUCACUCUGGUUCCACCAUGUUAUGCAAUCCCAUGGCUGUAUUGCAGUGAACUACUGGUAUGACAUGGACUAUGAUAUGAAGUACUGCUAUUACGAGUUGCUGAAUUCUCUCACACAAACUUUGGAGGAGCUGUAACCCCACACGAGUUUCUAGAGGCUGUAUCUUCUGGAAUCCUACGUGCACCUAUGCAAGACUCGAGGUUACCUGACAAAAUGAUGGAAUAGGAAUUAUUUCUGUUGCAUUAAAUAGCAAGUUGUGAAUUAGAAAUUCAGGAAUGAAGAAAAUUAACAUGCAAAAAUUUGAAUUUUGUAUUUCGUUUGCUUUUUGACUCAUUUAUUGUAUUAAACACUGGCUUUUAACAAUGUUGGCUUAUAAAUUGGUCAUAGAAAAAUG